UUGUCUCAUCCAUACACACUAUUCUCUCAGAGCUUGUGGCCAAUUAAGAAAAUGGCAAAGCAGACAAGUUUCUUAGGCUUCCUUGUCUUUGGAUUUCUCAGUUUCAUUUGUCUACCUGCUGAGGCUGCCCUUAAGAAAUAUCAAUUUGAUGUUCAAUUGUCAAAUGUGAGCAGACUGUGCCAUGCAAAACAAAUGGUAACAGUUAAUGGGAGAUUUCCGGGGCCAACUAUAUAUGCUAGAGAAGGAGACAGAGUUCAAAUCAAUGUUACUAACUAUGCACAAUAUAACUUGUCUAUCCAUUGGCAUGGUUUGAAACAAUAUCGCAACGGCUGGGCAGAUGGACCAGCUUACAUAACUCAGUGCCCUAUCCAGACAGGAAAUAGCUAUGUUUAUGACUUCAAUGUAACAGGACAAAGAGGAACCCUAUGGUGGCAUGCACAUAUUCUUUGGCUACGAGCAACAGUCUAUGGUGCAAUAGUUAUCCUGCCACAAGAAGGAACUCCGUUCCCUUUUCCUCAGCCAGAUAGGGAAGAAGUACUCGUACUAGGAGAAUGGUGGAAUGCUGAUGUUGAACAAGUUGAGAAACAAGGAAAUGCAUUGGGUAUACCUCCUAAUAUGUCUGAUGCUCAUACAAUCAACGGAAAGCCAGGACCUCUUUUCCCAUGUUCAGAGAAAUAUACUUUUGCCAUGGAAGUUGAAAGAGGAAAGACAUACAUGUUGAGAAUCGUCAAUGCUGCUCUCAAUGAUGAGCUCUUCUUUGCCCUAGCUAAUCAUACCUUCACAGUGGUAGAAAUUGAUGCAGUCUACACAAAACCAUUCUCCACUGAGGCAAUUCUGAUAGCGCCAGGCCAAACUACAAAUGUUCUGGUUCGUGCCAACCAAGUUCCAGGAAGAUAUUUCAUGGCUGCAAGGGCUUUCAUGGAUGCUCCAAUCAGUGUGGAUAACAAGACUGCCACUGCUAUAUUCCAGUACAAGGGAAUCCCAGAAACUGUUCUGCCAAAACUUCCAACCUUGCCUGCACAAAAUGACACGAACUUUGCUUUGAGCUAUAACUCUAAACUCAAAAGCCUAAAUACUCCCAAAUAUCCAGCAAAUGUUCCCCUAAAUGUUGAUAGACACCUUUUGUUUACUGUUGGCCUAGGAGUAAAUCCUUGUCCGACCUGUCUAAAUGGAACUCGGCUAACAGCUUCUCUGAACAACAUCUCCUUCACCAUGCCACAAACUGCACUUCUUCAAUCUCAUUACUUCAAUAUUAAGGGUGUGUAUACUCCAGAUUUCCCAGACAAACCACCUACUCCGUUCAAUUUUACAGGGGCACCUCUUACAGCCAACCUAAGGACAAAUCUAGGCACGAGAAUCAGUAAAAUUGCUUUCAAUUCAACUGUUGAAUUAGUAAUCCAAGACACCAACUUAUUAUCAGUGGAAUCACAUCCUUUCCAUCUCCAUGGCUAUAACUUCUUUGUGGUUGGAACUGGCGUUGGUAAUUUUGACCCCAAAAAGGAUCCAGCAAAAUACAACUUAAUUGAUCCUAUUGAAAGAAAUACUGUAGGUGUUCCAACUGGUGGUUGGACUGCUAUUCGGUUCAGAGCUGAUAAUCCAGGGGUCUGGUUUUUCCAUUGUCAUCUGGAGUUGCACACAGGUUGGGGACUGAAGACAGCAUUUCUAGUGGAAAAUGGACCAGGAUUAGAUCAAAAUAUUCUGCCUCCACCGAAGGACCUUCCACCUUGCUAGUUAAUUUCACUAGGCUUUCUUUCUUUUUUAAAUCUGCGCAGAUGGUUUGUGUGCAAGCUUACAAUUUGCUUCGCGCACAUAAGGAAGCAAAAGGCCUCGAGGAUCAUACACAUUUAAGAAAGAGUUUCUACCUAGAAAUCAACAGGAUUCCUUUGUAAUUUGAGUUGUAAUAAAAGUCCACACAUAAGAAUGUGAUUUUGGACUAUUGUUCUUCUAUGAACUUCCCUGAUUCAUUUAA
This is a messenger RNA of Lycium ferocissimum, 1969 nucleotides long. RefSeq names its product laccase-11-like. Gene Ontology annotation, molecular function: copper ion binding; hydroquinone:oxygen oxidoreductase activity. Gene Ontology annotation, cellular component: apoplast. Gene Ontology annotation, biological process: lignin catabolic process. Lineage: Eukaryota; Viridiplantae; Streptophyta; Magnoliopsida; Solanales; Solanaceae. The coding region runs from base 52 to 1731 and encodes 559 amino acids. The record is from RefSeq and is a predicted model, not a curated record. The transcript is spliced from 6 exons.